Molecule: messenger RNA, 3743 nt
Organism: Paramacrobiotus metropolitanus
Lineage: Eukaryota; Metazoa; Tardigrada; Eutardigrada; Parachela; Macrobiotidae
Product: golgin subfamily A member 2-like
Exons: 12
Coding region: 344-2761 (805 amino acids)
Biological process (GO): Golgi organization
Cellular component (GO): Golgi apparatus; cis-Golgi network; Golgi cis cisterna
Source: RefSeq, a predicted model, not a curated record
UUGCUAAACACAGCAGCUUCUGUCUGCCAUCUGUUUGUCUAAUCUAAAAAAUAUUUGUCACGACUCUUUUCCUAGAGUACUUUGAUUGCAAAGAAAUUGGGAUUUUCUUCCACUGACCACUUGAGAUCCUUAUGCAUAAUACUGAUGGUGCGUGCAUGUUAACGUUCCUGAUACAAGGUAGAUGUGCGGUGCGUGCGGGAUGGGAAGCACGAGGAUUCUUAUGACGACGAGCAGCUGAGCUUUUCGCUAGCUGGAAGCCAAGGAGCGCGAACACAUUUUGUCCUGAGUUCUCGUAGAGUACUGCGGCUGCUAUUCCCUCCUGAUUGCUUCUCUUGGCGACAUCAUGUCCUACUCGGAAUUGGCCAAGUUAGCGUCGUCGGACGGCGCGGAGGGUCGCGCGACGGCGGGGGAGGAGCGCGAUGCGCGGCUCUCCUUGGCGCGACAGAAGUUGAACAAGUUCCGCAAGAAGAAGGCCACGGCGCAGGACACCGCGGACAACGUGUCGGAGACGGCGGAGGAGCUGUCUGUGUCGGGCUUGUCGGGCCGCUCCUCGCCCUCGCUGGACUCCCUCGCGGGGGCGGGGGCCUUCGCGGGGGGCGCCCCGGUCAGCGCGCCUGUCCUGCCCUUGUCCAUCCCUACCAGCCACAUUCCCCAGCCAGCGCGGAGUGUCGACGGCGCAUCGCCGCGCGCAUCCAUAGGGGAAAACGGCGAAAUGAGAGAUUUAUUGCGGCAGUUGAGCCAGCGCAGUAAUCCCGCGGAAGACGGUCUGGCCAACCACCGGCCCGAGGUAGCGCUCUUCUCGCAGGCCGGCACGGAUGAAAUGCGCGAGACCAUCCAGCGACUGCGGCAGGAACUGGACCGGGAGCGCUCCAGCGUCGACUCCCGCCUCCUUCGCGAACACCACAACCUCCGCGAGCAGCUCAACGGACACAUUCAGACGAUCGGGAUCCUGGUGGCGGAGAAGACGGAGCUGCAGGCGGCCCUCACCCGCGCCGACCACAUGGCCAAGAAGAAGGCCGUCGAGGCCGAGGGGUACGCCAACAAGCUGGCCGAACUGCGCCUCACGCUCACCGAAUGCGAGCGCCGACUGAACGAGACACAGAUGAACGGCGAGCACACCAGCCACAACUUCCACGAGCAGACAGAACGCUACACCCGCCAGAUCGCCGAUCUCCGGCUGGUCGCCGAGCAGUCGGAGAAGACGGUGGAGACAAUGCGCGAUGAGCUCUUCGAGGCCAGGAAGAAGCUCAACCUCAAGGAUGCGGAGACGAAACGGCUGGAGCAGCGCCUGAGCGAUGUGGAAUCUCAGCGGGUGUGGCAGCGCGGCGCCGCCGACUCGCGCGAGCAGGAGCAGGUGGAGAGUCUGCAGCGCGAUAAGAAGGCGCUGGAGUGGAAGGUGCAGGAGUACCAGCAGGAGAUGGCCGCGCUGCGCCGCGACAUGGACGCCCUCGUCGGCCGCUACCAGGCCGCGCUGGCGCAGGCCGCCGCCGCCGCCCGCCCGCUCAUGCCGGAGCGGGAGGACGCGGAUAAGGCGGAGGAGGCCGUCAAGGAGAACGCGCAGCUCAAAGCGCAACAGGAAGCCCUAAUUCGGGAAAACGAAUUCCUUUUGAACUCCGCGGCGCAGCAGAAAAGCCUCAUGGACCAACUGCAGCAGGAGAAGUCUAAACUGGCGUCGGCCAACCAGCAAAAGAGCGACGCCCUGCAGCAGUGUGAAGCGCGUCUGCACGAGCACAGCCAAGUAAUUGCGCGGCUGACGGCCCUGAACGAGCAGCUGGCCGCCAGCGCCAGUGACCGCAGCAGUUUACUGGCCUCCGUGGAGAGCGACAAGGUGGCGCUGAGCCGCGCCGUCUCGCAGAACCACGAGCUGAAGCGGCUGCUGGACGGGCUGACGGUGGAGCUGCAGCAGGAGAAGGAGCAGUCGUACCAACUGCGCACGCAGGCCGACGCCGUCGCUUCCGGCGCCCCGCGUUCGCCCAGUCGGAGCCUGAUGCACUCGCAGACGGAGAUGGCCGUUCCCGUUAAUACGCCGGCCUCGGCCAGCUCGCAACCGCAGCCGGCCGCCCACGCCAGGGCCUUCGAGGGGAAGAUCCGCAAUCUGGAGGACGAGAUGCAGCUGUACAAGAACCGCGUCAUCCAGGCCGACUCCGAGGUCAUCUACCUCAAGAAUGCGCUGCGCAUCAAGGAGGAGGAGUCGAAGCUGUUGGAGCUGACGGAGCGCGUGGGCGCCUACAAGACGCUGGAGCACAAAUUCGUCGCGUCCAUGAAGCAGAACGCCGAGCUGCAGGACCAGGUGGACCAGCUGGAGCACGUCAUCCUGCAGCUGCAGGGCGAAACCGAGACCAUAGGCGACUACAUUGCGCUGUACCAGAACCAGCGCACCCUGCAGAAACAGCGCGAGCUGGAGAAGAGCCAGCAGAUCCAACGUCUCUUGGAGGAGCGCGAAGCCAUGAAGCUGAACAUUGCCAAGCUCUCCGGUUUGCUGCGCGGCCGCUUGCACGAGCCGGAAGUCCCGCCGCACCGACCGCACGCGGAGGUGGAGUCGGGCGACACGCCGGACGCCGCGGUCCAUCCCGCGGAGAACGGGCACGCGGCCGGCGCGGAGGCCGACGCGGGUGCGGAAGCGACGAUCCUGACGCUGCUGCAAGACAUGGACGACCUCGUCCACACGCCGCCGAGCGCCGCCGGUGCGGCGCCCGCCCACCGGCCGCUGCACCACACGCCCUACUGCCCCUGCUGCGUCGGCGUACUGCGGGUCGUCUGAACGCGGGGAAACGUGGAAUUUAUACAGAAGAAGCUAUUUAUUCGCGGUGUUUGUGGAUUUUCUAAUGGAUUUGCCAGCUGUGAGAUUUGUAUACGGUUUUUGUGUGUGCUGCCAGAUGGAUCGCUGAUAUUAUUACGGGAUAGUGGUGGAGGUUUUUAUCGUGUUGAAAAUUGCCGGGCUUGACCAGUGCUGACUGAGACUAAUACAAAUUUAUACAAUUAUCAAAAACGGAUGCUGAAAAUCACUGUCACGGAUGUCACUGUACAGUUUGUUCCAUACAUUGAAAAACAGAGCGAAUCACGGUCGGCACCAGCAGCUUCCGGAGGGGCUGCAGUGGCCGUUGUUGAACUUCCAGCGCCGGCCGUCCGGCCCGACCAUGGGCACUUUGCAGCAGUCGUUGCAGUUGUUGGACACGUCCGUCGCCUGGCCCCCGCCCAGCGUGCAGCGGUCACAGCAGUCGCCAAAGUCCUUGCACACGUUGUGGUCCAAUCCGCGCAUCACCGGCACGAUCGCUAACACGACCAGCGCGCACACUAGGCAGACGUGCGAGGCGUUCAUUCUCAAGCUUUUAUCUUUAACCGGCCAAAGGAAAAAAAUUCGAAAAUACCAAGAAAAAUAUUUUGGUUUCCGUGCAACCAAAAGCAAACUGUAUAUCGCUUGGCACAGCGGAAGCGUUUCUGCAGCCUUUUUAACGCAAGCCAUAUAAUGUAGUGAAUGUAAACGCCUCCGGCUCGUGUAUUAAUCACACCUUUCACCCGGCAAAUUCACGGAAACGGCGAGAUAGGUUUCUGCACGAGCAGUGAUUAUGUAUCUAUCUGCAGCUGUUUUUUGUCGGCUUGUUGUUGUUUUUGCGCUAAUUAAGGAGAAUUUUGGCCCGGUUUUUAUCAGUGAGUCAUAGUUAUUUUUUGUCGACGUACCGAGUGAGUCAACGCUUAUGCUGCGCCGACAAUGGUUGAGUAACAAAGCGGCAGCCUCCAUCCGU